UACCCAUUCGCCCAAAUACCUACACUGGGGUUGGGGGAAAAAAUGGAGCAAUCCGCGUAACUAGCUAGAAGGAGCUUCUCUCGCUUGUCUCUUCUUUCAUCAACGUAAAAGUCUUUUUGCUCGUUUUUUUUUAUUUUUGUAGUUCAGCCGACGUUAUUCUCAAUCGAGAUGUGUUAAAUGUAGUCUACAGGAAAUGUCAAAAAGCCGUGUUAGUAAGAUGGAAAAUCUUUGGUCGUCUGCCUGAUAACAAAACAUUAUCUCAUAUUGAAAGCUCCGUAGUUGGGCACAGCUUCUGACUAGACAGUUUUUGUUUUGUGUCGAAAGGUGUAUGGAAGAAACGUUUUCUAGUUAUUAACUGUUUGUGAAAAAACAUAAAUAAAAAAUAAAUUUUAUCAGAAUGGAUGAAGAUAUGCGUAUCUUUAUUACCGAGUGGCUGAAAGAUGGACAAAAUGAUGUGUGGAACAAAUCUUUAUCAUCAAAUUCUGACAUGAUUGAGGCAAUUUUCAGCCUUAUUGAAGAGUGGAAAAGCAAUAAAGAACUAUUCAACAUUUUAUGUAUACGUCUCUUUGGGUACUACCGGGAAAGCAAUAUGGAAUCGAAAGUGUUUUCAUUACAGUUUGUUCCAAGUCUCAUUUAUUCCUAUUUGAGCACCAUUGCACAAGGAGAAAGAAAAGAUGCUGGGAGCAUGCAAACAUUCUUGUUAGCAAUAUACAAUUUGGAAGCUGGAGGGGAAGCCCAGAAUCCAAAAACUCAUUCUUUCAGAAUACCAAAUAUUGCACAGCCUUCCAUAUACCAUGAUACAUCAGCCAUAGCCUCAUCUUCACUAACAGAAUCUGCUUUGAAGAGGCUUGAUCCAACCAACCGAAUUACUGUCAAAUUUGGUCCUCAUCCACACUUAAACAGCUUCAAUGCUGAAAACCGCCUUCCUGCUAUGGCAGCCUUACUCCGUAUUUAUUCCAACUAUCUCUCUUUGUAUUCCAAGAGCACUUUAUCCGAAACUUGCAUGGCCUUUCGUCGGUUGGUAGCUCAAGGCUACACUCGUAAUUCUGAAGGCUCUCCGCGAAUCCCGCUGUCUUCGAACUUGUUGGUUGAAAUGCUCCAUCUAAUUUACUCACUGACUCCAUUACCCAUUACCAACGACACAUAUAUUCGGUUGCAUUCUCCUUCUCCAACACCGCUCGCUAGCAUGGAGGAUGAGGAUCUUGCGAACGCAGCCAGGCAAACCCUCGAGGCUGUGCAACGUCGUGUUGAAAUGGAACUAAUGGCUGCACCAAUAUUGGUUAGUGCAGCUAUGGCUGAUUCGUCGCAUCUUAGUAUAAAAGGCGAGCAUAGCUCGCCACAGCUGAUGAGUAGCGGUGCAAACGGUGGUUCUGCGCGAGCCAUGUGGAAGUCCAUGAUAACUAAUGCAUCAUUCCGAACCAAGAAACUGCCAGACGAUAUUACAAUCGCGCAAGUAGCGGAGGCGGCUGCGGCUGCAGCCGCUGCAGCAGCUGCUAACACAGCAUCAUCAGCAUUGCCUCUAAACCCAUCGUCCAUACCGGUUCACCUAGUUUCAAUUACGGAAGAAAAUGACGAACCGAGUGGUGGAGGCGGUGGCAAAAGCAGUUUCCGUUUAUCGGAAUUGGUCAAAAAGAAGAGCAAACCAAAGCCUGCAAGGAAUAAACCCAAUAAUAACGGCGUUGUCAUCUUAGAUGGUUCGAGCCACCAUCCCCAUUUGACUGAAAGCAACGGUAUUAUUUCCAACCCAUCAGAUCGGAACAGCGAUUGUGAAACGAAAGAAGAAGCUGAGUUGCGUCGGCGCAGCAGUGAAUUUAACGGAACCCAGGUCUAAAUACCUCGAGCUUACUGCUAGUGUGGGGAGGGGAACAGUCAAACUGACGUGAGACAAGAACUUUCAUUCCACACAGUGACCAUCUGCACGAGGGUGGACGCUGAAAAAGUUCAAGGACCAGCCACCAAAUCAAGAUUUAUCUGCUUUUGCUUUCUUCCUAUUUCUCCUCCAUUUCCUCCCAAUUUCUUGUUGUUCUUUGGCCUUUUUCCAUGACGCCUGGCGUCUUCUGUGUUCCAGUUACAGAUGUGUGCGUGCAAUUAGCCCGUCUUCAUCUCAGAUUUACCUCAGUAGCUUGUAAGCCAGCGCGUAGAAGAUCAAAGAGCGUUCAGCGUUUGUCCAGGGAAAUGCCGCAUGAUUCAUGAAAAGCUUCAAGCCAUUUUCCUAGGGCAGGGAGUGUGACGCAAGAAAUUUUUUGCAUCUGGUCUAGCAGCGUUGUAGAUUGGAGGUGUGUUAGUUCUAUUAACAAUUCCCUUUAAUAUUCGUGGAAGAUAGCACACCAAGAAAUUUUCCUGCAGAAAUCGAAAUUUCCAUCAAUAAUUUCUGAAAAAAAAAAAAAAAAAAAAAAAAAUUAGGGUACUUUUUCCAUUUCGUGUUUAAGGGGCAUCUUUUUAAGUAAAACCAAUUGGCUAUCCUUGGCUUUUCACUUUUCUGCCAUUUCCCUCUUGUUAUCGUUAUCUUUUUCUUUAUAGCUCUUCAAAUCAUAGUAGAAUAUGGAUGUUAUUUAUCGCACUCACGUGUUAUUUUAAAAAUAAUCUCCUACGAUGGAUGCAAGGAAGUACAGCCAACCCUCCCUUUUUAAAGUAACUGUUUGUACCUGCAGAUGUGUGCAAAAUAGAUUACUGUACAGAGCAA
Daphnia magna is the source of this 2683-nucleotide messenger RNA. It is a transcript of the gene Hyccin, whose product is annotated as hyccin. Gene Ontology annotation, biological process: protein localization to plasma membrane; phosphatidylinositol phosphate biosynthetic process. The record is from RefSeq and is a predicted model, not a curated record. Gene Ontology annotation, cellular component: plasma membrane. The transcript has 8 exons. The coding region runs from base 398 to 1831 and encodes 477 amino acids. Lineage: Eukaryota; Metazoa; Arthropoda; Branchiopoda; Diplostraca; Daphniidae.